This is a messenger RNA of Cuscuta epithymum, 941 nucleotides long. NCBI's taxonomy places the organism in Eukaryota, Viridiplantae, Streptophyta, Magnoliopsida, Solanales, Convolvulaceae. The record is from the annotation of a GenBank genome assembly.
GUAACAAGAGUAAGAAUAAGAACAUCUUCUAUACGCGUCUCAGCCUGGGAAAAACUCUAUUUUACGGAUGAAUGAAUGACGAGAGCCGGCGUUAGGUUUUGUUUUGUGAUCGGUGGGGAUGGAUAUAUGCGCCGGCAAAGCAGCAGCGGCAACGGAAAGGAUGCAUCAGCGCCACGCCCGAAAAGCUGCUGUCCUCCUUGCCAUCAUCCCCCUUCUCAUCUCCACAGUCGAAUCGCAUGUUGGUUGCAGUACAAGGUGUAUUGCGGAAAACUGCAAUUCCAUUGGAAUUAAAUACGGCAAGUAUUGUGGAGUUGGCUGGACUGGUUGUCCAGGGGAGAAACCUUGCGAUGAUCUUGACGCAUGUUGCAAAAUUCACGAUCACUGUGUAGACAAAGCGGGUAUGACAAAUGUCAAAUGCCAUGAGAAGUUCAUGAAGUGCAUAAAGAAAGUGCAGAAGUCAGGAAAGGUAGGAUUUUCAAGAAAUUGCCCCUACGACACAGCCGUGCCAACAAUGGUACAAGGUAUGGAAAUGGCCAUUAUGUUUAGUCAGUUGGGAAACUCAAAAGUUGAGCUAUGAUUAGCUUUUGCAUUGCCUGCCCCCCACUUGUUAGAUAAAGGUGAUAAAUAUACUAAUUUCCAUUCCUUCAAGCCUCAUUUCUUGUAGUGACUUAAAGGUGAUAAAUAUACUAAUUUCCAUUCCUUCAAGCCUCAUUUCUUGUAGUGACUUGAAUUUGAAAGUUCGUGUCAAGGGUUUGUUGUUGCCUACUUCAAUUCUGAAACUCCAACACCAAUCUCCAUUAGUACAAUAGUUGUUCUGUUCGAACUUUUUUUUAUUGUCUGGAUUUAUCUUCUUGCUCUAAAAACUAUAGCUUAGUUGGAUCUGAACACUAUGGUGUAGUUUUGUGAGAGUAAAUGAGUAAUAAACAAAAGUAAGCAUCCAU